CCUUACAUCUGGUUGUGCACCUUACAUCUGGGUGCCUUAUUGAUCACCUCUCGUACAUAUGCCGUAAACAAUUGUAUCUUGUACUAUCUAUAGAUCUAGAUACCGGGUCAUGCGGAGCCACGUAUGAACCAGGAUCCAGCAACAAUACACGCCGUGUAUAUAUGUCACCUCCCUGACACAUCCGUGUUGUCUUUCGUUGUACAUGUGUUACCCCAGUCACAAAUCUCUGAAUUCUUAAUUUCAUAACACUAGUUUCGCUCCUUUUCUGAGUGUUUGGUUUGAUAAGGGCAGUACCGAUGGACCGAUCUAUCCGUAUAGUACUCUAUGUCGUGUUCCCGGCGAUGUUGUACACCAGAACAGACGCGGGGUUUUUCUCGUCAGUCGCGCGACUGGAGAAACUGGUGACGGCAGAGAGGGAGAUGGUAGCUACGGUGAAACAGCACAUUCAGAAUGGUGGGAAAGUGUCAACAGAUAUGCAACGAUAUGUCAACAGUUUUGAGAACAGCUUUUCAGCAUCAAAGCGCGAGCACAUUGCCCACCAUCCCGUCAGGGCUUACUUACUGAUCAAGCGACUCAGUAACAUCACUUCAUCCGAGGCCCAGAUGCUGACAGGAAAAGAAGUGCAGCUACCAACCGCAGAAGACUUGCACAUGACGGCACUUGCGCUGAUAGUACUUCAAGACGUGUAUAAUUUGGACAUGCGCAGACUUGCCCUAGGGCAAAUUAUGAUGGUAUCACAAUCAUCCAAUGGCGAAGAGUUUCAGACGACAGAAGUUUGUAGUGAGGAUCCGAGCUCUACACUGGGUCCCUCAGACACGUACUAUAUUGGGGAGGUAGCGUGUAAAGAGAACAAGUUUUACCAAGCCGUGUUUUGGUUCAACCUGACCUUAGAGAGAAUGAGAGAGAAUGAGAAGACUUUGUUGAAGGUCAGUAGUGAGCCAACGGACCGGCGUGGUCUGAGGAGGUUGGAUGUUCUACUGAAACUGGCGGAUACCGUCCAAAAGAUCAAGUGGGACCAGACUGUGUUUAUGGCCGUGUCGAAGUUGGGUGCACAGAAGACAGAUGCCAAUGGCAAUGCUGAUGGGCUGAGGCAUCUUUCAAGACUCUUAGAAAACGCCAUAUCGUCGUUAACGAAGCCUAUAAGAACGGAGAUUCCUCAUGUCAAUUAUGAAAAUCUAUGUCGUCUUGGUGUUCUCAAGAACCGAGCUCCACACCCAACGCUUACCUGUAGACAUGUCCGCUCCAGCCCGUACACCUACCUCAGUCCUGUCAAGAUGGAGGUUCUGCACGAGGGAAGCCCAUUGGUUGUUCUGUAUCAUGACGUCAUCACUGACAAGGAGGUGCAAAAAAUAAGGGACAUGGCGCUCGCUAGGAUGGAGAGAUCUCCAGUAGUCGCCGACGAUGGAGGGAAUAUGUUCAGCAAGACAAGAGUCAGUGAAACUGGUUGGCUAUUCGAUACUGAACACACUGUGAUCGCAAAACUGAGUCGGAGAGUUGAGUAUAUUACCGGUCUGGAUGUCAACUGGCCGUAUGGAGAAGCGUUUCAGGUCCUGAACUAUGGACUGGGAGGAUUUUAUGAGCCACAUGUUGACUACUUCAGGGAUGAACAGCCGGCGCUGCUGACUAACGGCCAAAGGAUUGUCACGUUCCUAUUCUAUCUGAGUGAUGUUGAAGCUGGUGGAGCGACAGUCUUCACUCGUCUGAAUCUGACCGUCCCUGCUGUCAAGAACAGUGCAGUGUUAUUUCAUGACUUAAAAAGGUCUCUAGAAUUUGAGAAGGAUUCGGAGCAUGCUGGCUGCCCUGUUCUUAUGGGCUCGAAAUGGAUAGCCAACAAGUGGAUACAUGCGCAUGGGAACGAGUUCAGGUGGCCAUGUGGUCUCGCACCGGAAGAGUGAGGACAUCACACCUACAAUGCCACACUGAAGAAAGUAUAACACACAAAGGCAGAAAGACACAAAACCUUUAAAAGAGGAACAUUCUUUUAUUUGUAACAACUCUCAAGCCAUGAUAUUACAUAUCAUUUGAUAUAAUUGACUUUGUUAAAAUGCUUUCACCUAUCCAGGAGUGGAGUAAAGAUUGCCAGUCGAAUCAAGAACGAGUGAAGCGUAAUAAUUAUUGUGCUACAAUGAUGUAGAGAAUGUCACCAUACAUGCAAUUGUGAUUCUCAAGUUUACAACGUGUAAAAAAACAUCUCUCACGUCUUAUGUUUAUCAAAAGUUUCUUAAUGCAAUCUUGUACAAUUUCAUUUUAUUGGAUUUCGAUGCCUCCAUGCACUCUACCGUCUAUUUGAUAACAGUGACGUUAUGGAAAUUAUGUACAUGUAUGAUUUAUCCAAAUUCAUCCUCAUGGUUAUGUAUCUUUAGAAUACUUUAUUACUACUUACAAUAAUACUCCAUUUGUCAUUAUCCUAUACAUUCAAUGGUCCGACACUAGAGCUUACUAUGUGGCUGUGUCACGGAGAACAAUUUGGGUUAAGGUAUUUCACCUGGCUAUAUUGGCAUUUUGACCUUCCAAUCUUUUCUCAUUAAUGAAUUAAGAAAGAAUGGGACCGUAACGAAUAUUGAUAGAAGGGCAUGGAAGAAUUUUGAAUCUGAUUUUUGGGGGCCAUAUGGAUGACGUGAUCAGGUUUUAUUGCCCCUGAUAUUAUUUUUCUAUGAGAACA
Molecule: messenger RNA, 2662 nt
Organism: Branchiostoma floridae (Florida lancelet)
Lineage: Eukaryota; Metazoa; Chordata; Leptocardii; Amphioxiformes; Branchiostomatidae
Product: prolyl 4-hydroxylase subunit alpha-3-like
Exons: 13
Coding region: 297-1895 (532 amino acids)
Biological process (GO): peptidyl-proline hydroxylation to 4-hydroxy-L-proline
Cellular component (GO): endoplasmic reticulum
Molecular function (GO): procollagen-proline 4-dioxygenase activity; protein binding; iron ion binding
Source: RefSeq, a predicted model, not a curated record